GGGUGUUAUGCUAAACAAAAUUAGAAAAAGACAGGAUUUUGGAAGACUACUGCCCAGAAGAAAAGAUGUUUGGUUUUCACAAGCCAAAGAUGUACCGAAGUAUAGAGGGCUGCUGUAUUUGCAGAGCUAAGUCCUCCAGUUCUCGAUUCACUGACAGUAAACGCUAUGAAAAGGACUUCCAGAGCUCUUUUGGGUCGCAUGAGACUGGUUCAGGAGACAUCUGUAAUGCCUGUGUCCUGCUUGUGAAAAGAUGGAAGAAACUGCCAGCAGGAUCACAAAAAAACUGGAAUCAUGUGGUAGAUGCAAGGGCAGGACCCAGUCUGAAGACAACAUUGAAACCAAAGAAAGUGAAAACUUUAUCUGGAAACAUGAUAAAAAGCAACCAAAUCAAUAAACUACAGAAGGAAUUCAAACGUCACAAUUCUGAUGCUCACAGUACCACCUCAAGUGCCUCCCCAGCUCAGUCUCCUUGUUAUAGUAACCAGUCAGAUGAUGGCUCAGAUACAGAGAUGGCUUCUGGCUCUAACAGAACGCCAGUUUUUUCCUUUUUAGAUCUCACAUACUGGAAAAGACAGAAAAUACGUUGUGGGAUUAUCUAUAAAGGCCGUUUUGAAGAAGUUCUCAUUGACACACAUCUAUUCAAGCCUUGCUGCAACGAUAAGAAAGCAGCUGCUGAGAAGCUGGAGGAGCAGGGGCCAGAGCCUCUGCCCAUCUCCACUCAGGAGUGGUGACUGAGGUUUAGGUAAAAGGGGAACAAAAAAACGAUUUAAAUUUUGGAAAGAAAACAAAGCAACAAAACCCUCCUAUUUUUAACUUGGAUACCUGCUAUUCUGCCAAAAGACACUUUCUAGAGUAGUUUUGAAUGGGUUGUUAUUUCUCCUCCAGUUCCACAAACUCUGAAGCCAGUGUCUAGCUUACUAAAAGAAAAAAAGUAUACAUAAUAUUUAAGAUGCUGAGUAUUUCACAGGAAAGCUGAUGCUGCUGUAAAGUGCUCUUUAAGUCUUUUUUUUUUUUUUAAUCCCCUUCUAAUGAAUGAAUCUAGGGGAAUUUCAGGGGACAGAGAUGGGAUGUGUUGUAUGAUAAACGUAUGUAGUUUUAGUCUUUCUAUAUUGAGAAGCAGUGUUGGGCAUUUUUAAGAUGGCUGGCUAUACUUGUUUUCCUUCAUGAUAAUAAAUUUGUCAUAACUCAGUAACAUGGACUUGCCCCAAGAGGUAGUUGUCAAUAAUUUAAGGUCUUGCCAAGGUUCUGACGAUUCAGACCUGUACUACUGAAUAUUAAGCAGGACAGACUAAGCUCUCUGGUGCAAAUGCCUCGAAGGAGUUGUUUCUAAACAUACAGAGAGGUAACUUGAGUGUAUAUGUUGCAUCCUCUGUCACCCCCCUCCAUAUUCAUUUUUGAUAAAGAUUUUAAUCUAUAUUGAAACUUCUAAAGCAGAAUCAAAGCUCCUCUGGGGAAAUGUCAAGUUUUAGGAUAAGCAAUCCUAAAUGAAGAGAACCAAAGCAUUACCGCAUGGUAGAGAUCACAUUCUAUUAAAAAUGUUAAAUUAUCUAAAAAAAAAUGUGCACGUCUUCAGGAUGGCACACACAAAAAACAAAGGUUAAUGCUGCUUGGGGCACAUUUCUUAGAGGGCUUGCCUAGUGUGUAAAUAAUUGACUUUUGUUUGUGUUACAUGACUGGUGACUUCAUUGAAAAUCUGCGCAAUUCAGUUUUAGCUCUGGAUUACUUCAGUUGACCUUUGUGAAGGUUUUGUCUGUGUAGAGUGAGUUGGGGUUGUUUGACUGGUUUUAACCUAUUAGGGUCUGGGGUUUUUGUUUUUUUUUUCCACUCUAAAGUAAAAUUCUAAAAGAAAAGAAGUGUGUGUUAAUGCUGAGUGGGCUGGUUUAGGUUUGACUUCUUUUAGUCAGGCUUUGUGAACAUUGAGAUGUUAGAUGAUGCAUCCUGAACACAGAGCUCUUUGAUUCCAAAAUCUUCAUUUGAGGCCUUUUUACCUGAACCCAAACCAAAGUACUGUCAUUGCCUCUUUUCUAAAUGUUCAGGAAUAUAACCUAUCACUGGUUCAGACCUCUCAUAAUUAGGGAGGAUCAUGUGCCUACCUUAUAAUAACAUGACUCAGUGAUUAUUUUUAAAACUGGAUUUUAAAAAUUAGAUAGUAUAAAUAACAGUAAGGAGUGAGCCAUUUUUUACGGGCACCAUAUAGUUUUAUAAUUCUUAAUCUAAACUUAAAAUUUUAUAUUUCUUCCUUAUGGCAAAAACUACAAGCCACCAUAUGCACAGAU
Prionailurus viverrinus (fishing cat) is the source of this 2276-nucleotide messenger RNA. Its product is annotated as SIN3-HDAC complex-associated factor-like. NCBI's taxonomy places the organism in Eukaryota, Metazoa, Chordata, Mammalia, Carnivora, Felidae. Bases 66 to 731 code for a protein of 221 amino acids. The transcript has a single exon. The record is from RefSeq and is a predicted model, not a curated record. Gene Ontology annotation, biological process: negative regulation of cell migration.